ACUGAAACGCGCUUGUCGAUUCUCCUUCUCCCCCCCAGCUGAGGAGGAGCAGGAGGCUCAUGAUGCAACUCGUUCUCUGGAGGGGCCUGACCAACUCCACCGGCGAGCAGGCCAGCGCAUCCCUGGCCUGAAGCCCCCUCGCUGCAGGCUAAGGAUCUGCAGGUGGUGGCGUCGAGGCCCCCAAAAAAAAAUUUCCCCCCUGCCCCUGGCCUGCAGCCCCCUCGCUGCAGGCUGAGGAUUGGAAGGUGAUGGCGUCGAGGCCCCCCCAAAAAAAGCCUCCCCCAUCCCCCGCAGGCGCCUCUGCCCGAGCAUCUCGGCGCCGGGGCGGCCCCGCGCACCAGUGGCCGGCCGCGCCCCCGCGGGGCCCCGGGAGCGGCCGAGGCCGGCGGCGCCGCGCCGAGGCCGCGCCGACGGGAACGCGGGCUCCGCGAUGUACGAGCUUUGCCAGGAGCACAAGGUUCGUGCCCUCGAGCUGGGUAUGCAGCAGGAGUUCCUGACGCCUCCUCACAUCCGGGCGCCAGCGCGACAGAGAGUCGAAGCGGCUGGCGGGUUGGUCCCUCGGGCCUCUGGAGACGCGGACGCCCCGGCCAUGCCGGUUUCGCAGCGCAGGCUCGCCGACGAACUCGAGGAGUCGCGGAGGCGCGGCGAGGCGCUGGAGCGCCAGCUCCGCGUAGCAGCCUCGGAGGCUUUCGCCGCGCAGGCGGCGCUCGAGUGCUGCGCGGCGCACGCGGCAGGGCAGCCGCCGGAGCCGGCGGAGCAGGCGGGCGCCCGCGGGAGUGCCGAGUCGGACGCCGCGGCGCUGGCGCGGGCGCUGGUGCUGUCAGAGGACGCCCUGCGGCUUUCGCUCGGGGGGCGUGGGGAGCCCCCGCCGCGCCAGGACGGGGAGCUCAGCCCGGCCUCGCCCUGGAGGGUCCCGGGCGCGGCAGGCGGGACGGACGAGCUUCUGGAGGCGGAGCGCGGCCGCCGCGGGCCCGAGGCUGCGACGCUCUCGCGGGCGCGCGGCGACGCGGCGAGGAGCUGACGCGGGAGCUGGCCGCGCUCCAGGAGGCCUUGCGCGGGGGCGCACGGUGCCAAUCUCAAGCGUGACCUCCUGGGAGCGGUGUGCACUGCCAGCAUCCGUGCUGAACAUGGUUGAACAUGCACUUGUCAUUCUUCCCUACGUGCCUGACCAUGGGCACUUGCACCCCCAAGCGCGGCCUCAGGCAUGGCCAGCAAACCUCAGAGGAUCAGCACGCCGCCCCUCGCCUCUGUGGCCGCGCCCGAGCUUCGUGACCACGCCUGAGAUCAGCAGCGCUGCCGCGCUCCAGGAGGCCACCCGCGGGGGCUGGCGCGGCGCCGCCGCCGCGGCGGAGGCCGCCGCCGAGGCCCGGGAGGCGGAGCAGCUGGCCGGCGCGCUCGAGGGGGCGGCCCGCCAGGCUCGCCUGCUGGCCGCCUCCUUGGACGGGAGGCCCGCACGGUGAGCGGAGGCCAGCACUCGCCGCAGCGGGCGGCUUGCGGCGGGCCGCUCGGCGUCGGGCGCGGCGGGGGGGAGCCCUCUGCCGAGCUCGCGCUCGACAUGGGCGCGGCUCCUCCUCCUCCUCCUCCUCCUCCUC
This is a messenger RNA of Prorocentrum cordatum, 1592 nucleotides long. The record is from the annotation of a GenBank genome assembly. NCBI's taxonomy places the organism in Eukaryota, Dinophyceae, Prorocentrales, Prorocentraceae.